Magallana angulata is the source of this 2957-nucleotide messenger RNA. RefSeq names its product tetraspanin-15-like. Gene Ontology annotation, cellular component: membrane. Lineage: Eukaryota; Metazoa; Mollusca; Bivalvia; Ostreida; Ostreidae. The transcript is spliced from 9 exons. The record is from RefSeq and is a predicted model, not a curated record. The coding region runs from base 152 to 1024 and encodes 290 amino acids.
UAUUAAAAGUGCGCCACCUAGUGGAAAAGCGUCUUUGGAUCCACAAAAUGUAACAUAGGAAAUAUUCAAAUAUUGGAAUAGAAUGUUAAUAUUGGCUGGUUCUGUCGAUUCCAUUGAUACUUAAGGUCUAGUAUUUGGGUGAAGGCCAACAAUGUCGUUCAGUCAGUCAGAAGAUGAUCUGGGAGUUUUCAAAGAAGAUAAAAGGAGAUUGACAGCAAAGUCUGUUGCCAGAUAUGUUCUGGUCUUUAUGCUUGUCGCUGUUAUGGUUGCCUCCUUGACAACCUUUGUUGUUGGGGUGUUUACCCUAGAGGCAGAGUAUGGAAGUAGGGUGGUGUCUGGACUUUUGGGGGAGGGGAUGUAUCAAGUUGACUCUCUUAUGAUGCUCUCUGCUGGAGCAGGGGCCAUCCUUGUGUCCUCACUCGGGCUUGCUGGUGUACUAUGCAGGAACAAGUGUAUGUUGGGAUUGCACCUUGGAAUCCUGGCCUUCCUUUCCAUUACUUUACUGGUAGCUGGGGUCCUUGGCUAUAUAUUUAUAUCAGAGUUAGAGGACACUGCAAAGAAAUCGAUGAUUGAUGUGAUCACGUACAGGUAUGGAGUUAAUACACACAGGAACAAGAAACAUAGUUCAAUCACCACUAGCUGGGAUGAGGUUCAAAGAUCUUUUUCUUGCUGUGGAGCAUAUGGAGGUGAAAACAGUACAACUUCUUGGUAUAUUUAUCAAAGAUCUAGCUAUUGGUUCAAAGACAACUUCUCAAAUGGAAGCUUGGUGCCACAAAGUUGUUGUGACCCUACAAGUGACAUGGAUCGUUGCCAGGGGCUGAUUCCCUCCAACUCUCCCCCCUCCCAGGCUCCUCCUGUUGUAAACGUUCCUGUCAACUAUACUCUGUACACCACGGGAUGCUAUGAUAAACUGGAGGAAUACAUAAAGCAGAAUGGGAUCAUUAUUGGUACAGCAGCUAUAGUCACCGCUGUCUUUAUGAUCGUGGAGAUGAUUCUUGGGAUAAUAGUGCACCGCUCAUCCUAACAACUCUUUUGACAACUCCUGGGCCAAUGAGCAGAACUCUUAUCAAUGUUAGUCAGUAGAGGGCUGUUUUUUAACAUUCCUUAUAUCUCAUCUGUGAUAGGCUUUUGUUUAAAAGCUGUAUGCAUUGUAUUAUGUGUAUUUUUCCUCUACAGUAUUUAUUGUAGAUGUGGAGUUCUUAUUUGAAAGCAUAUCAGACUUAUAUUGCAAAGGCAAUGUUAUUUUUCUUUUCUUUUUUUUUUAAAUAAGUGUGUUGUUGUUGUUCAUAAAAUAAGUCAUUUUUUACGUUGAAUUUGUGUGUUGCUAGGUCACACAACACUUGAUUCAUGAAAAACAGGGAGAAUUGGUCACAAAAUGCAUUUAACUUUUAAAUUACUUUGUUGUUAUUUUUUAUUCUCUUGCAUGUUAAAUACAAACAUACAAAUAGGUUUAUUUUUUAUUUAAAUUAUCAUUAAUUAUUGCAUCACAGGGUUAAAAAUUUUAAAAGUGUGUAAAGUUGAUUUAUUUAUUGAAAAAAAACAAUUAUAAUCAUUUUAAUAUAAUGAUACUUUAUCAGCUAGAUCUGUUCACAAAUACUCUAGAUGUGUACAGAUACUUGUUGGAACAUAUAAUCUGAUUUCUUAUUGUCUCAAUAUUUAUUAUUUAUUUGGUAUUGUUACUGCAUAAUAACAAUUAUAAACUGAGAUGAUUUUUCACGCUGUUUAAAAGUAAGAAUACUCACUGCAUCAUGUAUGGAUAUUAAUGUUAUAUUGUGUAUCAAUAUCAACUUUCUGUAAAAACCAAAAUCUUAUAAAGAGUCUUUACAGGAGCGAUCACAGAUUUUCUUUAUAUUGCACAUAUUGAAUUUAUUGAUGUGAAAUUGAGGCAAGGCUCGAUAAAUUUGUCGUUAAGGGUAUCAGGUGCCAUGAAAAUUGAUAUCUAAAGAACAUAAUGAAAGUUAAAUAUUUUAUAGGUGGUUGUUUUUAAAGACCAAAUGAACUGUUGCUGGAAAGUUUACAUCGAAAUUAACCUGUUAGGUAUUAAAAUUUACACAAUUUGUCAGGUAACAAGGUAGAGAAAAAAAAUUAAUUUUGGUUUGAAGUAAAAAAAAAUUAUUUGUACCAUUCUUUGCUUUGCUUUGAUGCAACUGCUUAAAAUUCAAUGUUCAACAAAUUCAGGGUUUUUUUUAAUUUUAUUUUUACAAAAGUUCUUAUACUUCGGAAAUAUGUUCCAUAGAAAAUCAUUCAGAUUAUAUUUAAAAACCCCAUACCAAUAACUCUUUUUUUUCUUUAAAAGACAGUUGAUAAUGUAUCAAAGUUAAGGACAUGCUUGGUCUUUUACGUCAAAUAAUGAAAAUUGAUAUAUCUUGUUACAUAUAUGAUUAAGACUCUUUCAAAAUUUCUUAAAAACUUAUUUUCAACAUUUUAUAAUAGCAAUGGUGUACAAUUUCAUAAUCAUAUUAUGUUGCACAGCCAGUAAAUAAAAUCAUGAAAAAACGUGGUAAAACUGAAAGAAAUUGAAUACAUGGUUCUAGAAAAUUUCUUGUUUUUACAUGAAUUCUUUGUUCAUACAAUUUUAUAUAUGAUAUAUUUUUUUUAAAUCUGGACGUUUAUUAAUACAAGUAUGUAUAUUGUGUGAGAUUCUACUUCAGUAUUUCAAUUUUAAUGUUUUUAAACACAUAGUUCUUCUUUUAUUAGCAAAAUGAAUUUCCUAAACAUAAAAAAAGAACGAAGAACUAUUGCUGAUAUUUUUGAUUGGUAUUUAUCUCAAAUUUGAUUUUAGAGCAUUUUUAAGCUUGUUACAGUAUCUCCAGAUAUUAUACAUUAUAAAGUUUCACUUCUCCCCCUUUGAAAAUGUUGUACUCGAACAGAAAUAAUACAUUACAAUAUUUCAAUUGUUUUCUUUUGUUCAUUUUAAAAAUUAUCGACCACAUUUUGAAAUAAAGUUUCAUUCCAUA